Messenger RNA from Menidia menidia (Atlantic silverside), 3265 nucleotides. The record is from the annotation of a GenBank genome assembly. Lineage: Eukaryota; Metazoa; Chordata; Actinopteri; Atheriniformes; Atherinopsidae.
CUUUGUGAGUUUAUUUCUUUAAAACUUGUGCUUUCACAAAAUAUAUGAAUGAAAUUAAUCUGAAAGGGAUUAAUCCCGAUAGCACUUGAAGGCAGCACACUUCCUGUAUACACAGGAACACACAGACCGGCGGCAGAGCUCCGAACAGCAGCGGAGCCGAAGGGACGCCGGCUGCCCUCACACUUAUCUAGGGCUUUCCACUUAGUCAUGUGUGUUUCGCUGCUGCUGUCCUUAUUUUGAACACAAAUAUCUGAUAGCUUUUGUCAAACGCUGCACAAUUCGGCCGUGACAGUGUUUAUUGCCUAUAAGUUAACUAUCCAAAAAAAAAAAAAAAAAAAAUACCGCACGGCCCCGCCUUCCUCCUCACCGGCCGCGUUCGGCUCCUCACCUCGGGCGUCGGGUAUCUCAAUGGCGGACCCCACGGAACCAACACCGGGCAGCGUGGAGGCAGAGAAGACGGACCGUAUAAACGACGCGGAGCUGGCGCUGAAAGGAAUCAACAUGCUGCUCAACAACGGAUUCAGGGAGAGUGACGAGCUCUUCAAAACAUACAGGGGUCACAGUCCUUUGAUGAGUUUUGGUGCCAGUUUUGUAAGUUUUCUGAACGCCAUGAUGACAUUUGAAGAGGAAAAGAUGCAGAUGGCCUUUGAGGACCUCAAAGCAACGGAGAGGCUGUGUGAGAGCGAAAACACCGGUGUCAUUGAAACCAUUAAAAACAAGAUUAAGCGGAAUUUGGACUCUCAGAGGUCGGGUGUGGCUGCCAUGGAUCGACUCCAGAGGCAGAUCAUCAUUGCCGACUGCCAAGUUUACCUUGCAGUUCUGUCUUUCAUCAAACAAGAGCUGUCAGCAUACAUUAAAGGAGGGUGGAUCCUCCGCAAAGCCUGGAAGAUGUACAACAAAUGUUACAGCGACAUCACACAUCUACAAGACUGCAACAGACGGCCGGCUUCCGGAACGUCACCUGUGUCCUCGCCCGCCGCCUCAGACCAGCCGGACCGCAGCGGCUCCUCUUCAGCCGGACCGAGCCCGUCUCAGAGGGGGGACGUUAUCAGCCCGGAGGCCCUGGAUCGGCUCAAAGGAUCGGUCAGCUUCGGUUAUGGUCUCUUCCACCUCUGCAUCUCCAUGGUGCCGCCGCAUCUGCUGAAGAUCGUCAACCUGCUGGGCUUCCCGGGGGACCGUCAGCAAGGCCUGUCAGCGCUCACGUACGCCAGUGAAAGUAAGGACAUGAAGGCCCCUUUAGCUACCCUGGCUCUGUUGUGGUACCACACAGUCGUGCAGCCCUUCUUUGCUCUGGAUGGCACAGACACACAGAUGGGGCUGACUGAAGCCAAAUCCAUCCUUCAGCAAAGGGAGGCUAUCUACCCAAACUCGUCCCUCUUCAUGUUUUUCAAAGGCAGAGUUCAGCGCCUUGAGUGCCAGAUCAGUAGUGCCUUGACGUCCUUCAGCGGAGCCUUAGAUCUGGCCUCGGACCAGAGGGAGAUUCAGCACGUGUGCUUAUAUGAAAUAGGUUGGUGCAGCAUGAUAGAGCUGAACUACAAAGAAGCCUUCAGAGCGUUCGAGCGACUGAAAACUGAGUCUCGCUGGUCACAGUGCUACUACGCCUAUUUAACGGGAGCAUGCCAAGGAGCCACAGGAGAUCUGGAGGGAGCGGCGGCAGUGUUCAAAGAUGUUCAAAGACUUUUCAAGCGCAAGAAUAAUCAGAUAGAGGUGUUUUCCAUGAAGAGGGCCGAAAAGCUCCGGAGCUCCAGUCUAUCCAAAGAGCUCUGCAUCUUAUCUGUCAUCGAGAUCCUUUAUCUGUGGAAGGCUUUGCCCAACUGCUCCUCUGCCAAGCUGCAAACAAUGACACAAGUUUUGCAGGGCAUUGACGACGCCUCCUGUGCAGGCCUGAAAAACCUGCUUCUCGGUGCCAUAAAUAAAUGUCUGCAAAAUUCCAAAGAUGCCAUUCAGUAUUUCCAUUUGGCUGCAAGGGACGAAGUGGGUCGUCUGACCAACUCUUACGUCCAGCCUUAUUCUUGCUAUGAGCUGGGCUGUGUGCUGCUAAACUCAGCAGAGACUUCAGGGAAGGGCCGAAUGCUAAUGCUUCAGGCUAAGGAGGACUACGCUGGUUAUGACUUUGAGAACAGACUCCAUGUUCGUAUUCACUCUGCCCUCGCCUCUAUGAAAGCCUCAGCCCAGCCCUGACAUUUAACCCUAAGAUGAACAGGACAAUGUUACUUUAGAUAAGCCACAAUACAUCUCUCAACACUAAUGUUUUUCAUUAUAUUUUUAUUCAUUUCCAUGUUCUGAGCUAAGGCAUCAAAACAAAAAUGUUUCAAGGUUCAAUUAUAUGUGUUUUUAUAUGUGUUUUUAAUUUACCUAUUGCUAUGGUGCUCAAUACAAGUUUAGUCUAAGUUUUAAAAAAAUAUAUUCAAAUGUCUCAUUCGACAACUAAAUCUCGGCUAAAAUAGAUGAAGAAAUGAAUAAAUUAUAAAAUGUAAAUACAUUUUGAAAGGCGUCAGCCUCUAAAGAGGGAAACAUGCUGAGUUAUAGCAACCAAUCAGAAGAAGUUAUGGCACAUAUUAAGUAAUACCCUAUCAAAGCAAUUAAAAAGGAAUGAGAGAAUGUGUCGGUUAAUCAGUGUUUUUGUUGUGCAGGCAUGGAAAUUGCCCAGACAUUUUGGCCCAUUUGUGUCACUGUAAAUAUGUCUUAAAUACAGAUUUUAAUAAUUGUGCAAACAGUGUUUCACUUCUUCAGUGCACUAUUUGCUUUCAACUGUUUUUACCUUCCAUUUGGCUCAAGAUGAACAGAAAUAACACAAUGAAUGGAAGGUUGAAUGUUUUUAAACAUGCAUUAAACGUGUCUUCUUAAAUGUAAUUCUGUUUCCUCAAAGUCAAAACAUGAGAUAUUUGGGCAUAUUGAAUGAAACCUGUUACUAUGGACUCAAAAUAUAUUAUCCAUGUAAAUGAGAAGAUUGUUAAAAGCCAAACGGGUCAGAGUCUGAUGAAACAUAACAAAGACCGACCCUACAACAAGAGUGUGGACAAAGAUACUUAUAAAAUAUAUAUUGGUAAUGGUGGUACAGAGAAAAUCACAGAAGAGAACAGAAAUGUGUAGUAAUUGAAAGCUUCCCACAAUCAGAGGUCUGAACAAGAGAACGAAUAACUGCAGGGUCUUUGCACCCUGCAUGAGUUAUAUAUUGACAGCUCAAACUACUACUAGGCUACUACUAGGCUUUGUGCUAAGAUAUUCCCAGAACAGAUGGUUAACCCAAUGUCCAAGUCCAUGA